This is a messenger RNA of Ceraceosorus guamensis, 2329 nucleotides long. Its product is annotated as phosphoglycerate mutase-like protein. NCBI's taxonomy places the organism in Eukaryota, Fungi, Basidiomycota, Exobasidiomycetes, Ceraceosorales, Ceraceosoraceae. The record is from RefSeq and is a predicted model, not a curated record. The transcript has 6 exons. Gene Ontology annotation, molecular function: acid phosphatase activity. The coding region runs from base 306 to 2216 and encodes 636 amino acids.
CUUUGACUUGCCCACCCGUACCUCUCGCACAGCUGAGCGUCUCGCCCAAUUGCGUUUCUGACAAGCAACGAUCACAAUCCACACUCACACUUGUGACGCGCGUCGACACCUUCGCAGCUGCAUUCCCGCAAGUCACACUUCCCCUUUCCAUCACAACACGCGCCUCCAUUUUGUAGCGUGCAGCGCCAACUGUUGACUCAGACUCCGAGACUGGCAACACCGAAUCGCGGCGGGUCGAUCAAGGGUUCCGGCGUACCGCGAAUAGCUGGUCUGGCCAGUUGUGAGACAGGCUUUCCAAAGUUGCAAUGCCCAGACAUUACACCGAUCAUGUCGAUGACGAGGCGGGCGAGGAUGAGGGACUGGUGCUGCAUCGCAUGGGGACGGAUCCACAAGGACGUUCAGUGGUGCACACCAUCCCAUCCGGAGAGCAAGGCGCAGAGCCGUACGCUGAUACGCCUACACGCUUCGCGCGACCACAUGGAGGUCGAGCGACGGAUGCUCUGCUGGACGAGUUGAAUGCAGAGGAAGAGAGUAUCGCCUUGCCAAGGAGGGAUGCGCCCGAGCUGGACAAGACUGGUCGACCAGCUUGGCUCAUCGACACGCUCUCCGCAGCACGUCACAACUCCCGCUUCCGAUUAGCCAUGGCCCUCGUCGUUGGAGGCUUGCUCGUCUUCACCUUUAGCUUCGCCUUUUCACCCGUCGGCGAUGCUGCUGGCAAAGUGUACGGUUGGGGUGCGGAUAUGUGGAGGGGCAAGCACAGACCCUGGGAUUGGAAUCCUGAUCACAACGAUUUUCCAGGCGUCACCAAGCCUGGCCUUCCUGCCAAUCUGGCCGAUGAUCACCCUGACGGAACACCGACAAGAGGUGCGCUGCCUAUCCAGACUUCCAUCCCAGGCAGCGACAAGUCUUUUCAAGCUUUCGAGCACAUGGGUCCUCUCUCACCCUACUUUGCCAGUCCAGGGUUUGGUGUGGACAACAUCAAGCACAGAACGCUGUCCGAUGGCUGCAAGGUCGAAGCUGUGCACAUGCUGCAUCGACAUGGCUCUCGCUACCCCACGUCCGGCUCCCCUACCGAGCUCAUUCCUCGCUUGCUCGCGACCUCGGGCAUCUCAUUCAGCGGGCCUCUUUCCUUCCUCAACACGUACAAAUACAAGUUGGGCGCCGAGCUGCUGGUUCCGCUUGGACGAGCGCAGCUCUACGAGUCGGGCGUCAAGGCAGCCAUAGAGUACGGCUCGUUGCUCUCAUCUGACGCCAGCUCCGGCAAGCAGUUGGCUCGCGCUGGCAGUCAACAUCGGAUCGUAGAAAGCGGCGUCAACUGGUUAGCUGGGGCUUGGGGUGCUCGUUGGAGGGACAAGGCAAAUUUGGAGAUCCAAAUCGAAGCGCCUCGAUUCAAUACGACGCUCGCUCCAAAUUUUGCUUGCGACAAUGCCAGCAGAAAGCCUGCUGUCGCGGAACCUGGCGCUGCGGCCGCCGUAGCGUGGGAGGACGAGUAUUUGGGAGAUGCUCUUCGCAGGCUCUCCUCAUACGUCAAAGGGGGUGCUCUGACGACGCGCCUGCUCUUCGCAUUUCAGCAAGCCUGUUCGUACGACACUGUCGCUUUUGGUUACUCGCGUUUCUGCGCGCUCUUUACCACGCAAGAGUGGCUAGACUACGAGUAUGCCUGGGAUCUGGUCUUUUACGGGUCUUACGGACCUGGUUCGCCAGUCGGUAGAGCGCAAGGUGUGGGUUGGGUGAACGAGUUCGUGUCUCGACUAGAAGGCAGGCCUUGGGAUGCCUCUACGCAAACGAGCGAGAAUAGCACGCUCAACACCGACCCUACGCUCUUUCCGCUCGACAAGAAGUUUUACGUCGAUUUCACCCACGAUUCCGUCAUCGCCAAUGUGCUCGCUGCGCUAGAGCUGCCAGACUUUGCGCAGGACUUGCCAAAGGACAAGAGGGAGCCGGGUCGAAAGUACAAGUCUUCGACGCUCGUACCUUUCGCGGCUAGGCUCGUCUUUGAGGAUGUCUCUUGCAAAGGGAUCAAGACGACUGGCAACGGAGGCGGCAGCAGCAGAUGGAUCAGGAUGCUGCUCAAUGACGCCGUCGUGCCGCUUGGACAACUGCAGGAGUGCGAGAAGAGAGAGGAUGGACUUUGCUCCUUUGAUGCGUUUCUCAGCAGCCAGAGGGACCGCAAUGUGCGCGCUGGCUGGGGCAAUUGCACGCGCGGCGAUCUCUAAGGAUGGGAGGGGGGAGAUUCGUUGAUCGUUCGGAUCCCCCCCCGCUCUUGACAUGGAUCUUGUGCACUUUUCCACGUACCGCUCAAUUCGCAUCGACACGACGGACCCUUGUG